Molecule: messenger RNA, 350 nt
Organism: Pseudonaja textilis
Lineage: Eukaryota; Metazoa; Chordata; Lepidosauria; Squamata; Elapidae
Source: RefSeq, a predicted model, not a curated record
GCGCGCCUGACUUUAGCCCCGCUCUUGCAGAUCCCGGACGCCGUGACCGGCUACUACCUGAACCGCGCCGGCUUCGAGGCGUCGGACCCGCGCAUCAUCCGGCUGGUCUCGCUGGCGGCCCAGAAGUUCAUCUCGGACGUGGCCAACGACGCCCUGCAGCACUGCAAGAUGAAGGGCACGGCCUCCUGCAGCUCGCGCAACAAGAGCAAGGACAAGAAGCACACGCUGACCAUGGAGGACCUGGCCCCUGCGCUGGCCGAGUACGGCAUCAACGUCAAGAAGCCCCACUAUUUCACCUAAGAACCCCUCCCUCCCCCACUCCCUUCCUCAUUAAAGUCCCUCCCUCACUC